Fusarium tjaetaba is the source of this 1260-nucleotide messenger RNA. RefSeq names its product capsule polysaccharide biosynthesis. NCBI's taxonomy places the organism in Eukaryota, Fungi, Ascomycota, Sordariomycetes, Hypocreales, Nectriaceae. The transcript has a single exon. The record is from RefSeq and is a predicted model, not a curated record. The coding region runs from base 1 to 1260 and encodes 419 amino acids. Gene Ontology annotation, molecular function: glycosyltransferase activity.
AUGAGCCCAACACCAACUCUCACACCAACUUCUACAACUACAACUUCAGCAAUGAGCAAAUUUACAAUCCCCAAGUGCGCUACAGGCCUGCGCGAAAUCGACCCUUCACUGCUAGAUCUCCGCCCCGACUCUGAAAUCAUCGCUCAACUCCAGACAUAUCAGCCCAUCACCUCAGAGAAGAAUGUCUGGGCAGUCUGGGACAAAGGCUUCUACGCCAUGUACCCCAGCCAUCAACGCACAGUGAUUAACUGGGUCAGACGCCUCGGUCCUUCAUGGACGGUUCGCCUGGUAGAUUUUGUCGAAGGCUCACCUAACAACAUUUUCAAGUAUGUUGGCAAAGAGUGGUUUCCAGAAACCUUUGUCAAUAAAACCAUGGAUGGCAAACACGCUCCUCAACAUGCAGCCGACCUUGCUCGCCUACCUCUUAUUUACGAACAUGGCGGAGUUUGGAUGGACGUUAGCAAUAUGCUGCAUAUCCAUCUUGACACGCUGUUCUGGAAUCACGUUGCAUCGCCUGACACGCCGUAUGAAAUGGCUGCAUGGAUAAUCACAGGCCAAAUCAGAGCCAAAUGGGGUGACUUUGGUAAUUUCAUGUUUGCUGCUCGCAAGAACUGCGAGUUCAUCAAGAACUGGCAUGAAGGAUAUAAAGAGCUGUGGAAGGGCCGAACGAAUGUCGAUGGAUUUCACAAGCAUCCUCUCAUCACUGAGAUCGGUCUCGCUGAAGGUCUUGCAAAUCCUGAGGAUGAGAGUCAGAUCUACUUCAUGACAGACUAUGUUUCACAAAUGGUUAUCGGCGACCGCACCCGUAACCUCGUCGACGUCACCACCGGCUUCAACGGCCGUGAAUUCUGGGAGAACAAGGUCUUUAUGGUAGAAGGCAUCGAAAACGGUAUUCUCGGUGCUCUCAAGACCAACCUCGACGGCCAAAAGCAAGCCGACUAUUUCCUCACACGCCUCGAUGAGCCUGAUCUCGACAAGAGAAGUGAAGCUGAAGCCUUCAUGGUGGAAAUGCUCGAGAAGAGUCACAUGUACAAGAUGUAUCACAACUCAAUGGGUGACCGUCUAGCUUUGGGCGAUCUCGUCAAGAAUAAGGAGAAUCACGAUAUCACAUAUCGUCCUGGGACUUUUGGAGAGUUGUACCGAUAUGGAACUGUGCAUUGGGAACCAACGAGGGAGGUUGUGAGAUUGGAGCCACAGAGAAAUGGCGACGAAAUUAUAUACGGUUCGCCUACCAAAACUGCUGCUCAGAUUAGGAAUUAG